UCAAAUCCCGAAAAAAUGAUAAAAUUUUACAAUUUUUGUUUCUUUUCCUAUUUAUAUUUAUUGAAUUUUGUUAGUGGAAUAGAUGAAAAGAAUAUUCUUUCGAAUCAUAAUGUAUCAUUGACUAGGAAUUCAAAAUCUGUUGAUCAUUCAUCAUCGACAACAUCGAAAGGAUCAGAAUAUUUUUAUAAAAAUUUUCGUAUUAAUAAAAAUUCUAUUAUUAAAACACAUGAUUCUCGAUCAUUAGGUGCAAAAUAUCUAAAUGAAACUGAAUUAUCAUCAAAUGAUGAAUGUUUAUCAUGGUGUUGGAAUACAACAAAUUGUAAUUUAGCUGUAUUUGAAGAAAAAACACGUGGAAGCUGUUAUCUAUUUGAUUGUGGAUCAUUACAAGAUUUUAAAUGUCGUUUUGCAUCACAUGCAUUCUAUACAAGUUCAAUAUUACAAACAAAUCGAAAUUCAUUUCUAUUGAAUGAAUGGAAAUCACAAACAAGUCAGGAAAAUGAAUUGGUUGGUUUGAAAGAAAAACCACAACAUAUUAUUAAUGAUGGUGGUAUUGUUACAUCUCAAACAAUUGAUUCAAUAAAAUUGGAUACAACAACAGCAUCGAUUGCAAAAGUAUCAAAAUGUCGACAUUAUCAAUUUGAAUGUAGAAACAAUAGUGAAUGUAUUGCAAUAUAUAAUGUUUGUGAUGGUAUUGCACAAUGUUCAGAUGGUAGUGAUGAAUCAAUUGAAUUAGAAUGUCAUAAAUCACGUUUGAAUAAUAAUCAACAACAUAUUAUAGAUAAUAAUAUUGUUCAUACAAUGUCCAAUGAUCCGGUUUCAUUACAGAAUACAAUCGACAAUAAUAAUAAUAAUAAUGGUAGCCAUAUACAAACAAAUCCAAUACAAAAUCGAGGAAUUUUACCAUCAAAUUAUAUUCUAUCAUCACCAUCUUCUUCAUUUCAUAAUCCAAAUAUUCAAAAUUCAAAAUCCGUACCAUAUUCAAAUAUUAACUUUAAUUAUCCUAAAUCAAUAAAUGAUAAACAACAACAAGUUUUAGAUGAAAAUAGUUUACCAUCACCCAGAAAUCAUAUUCAAGGAGAUUAUAAUGAAUAUAAUAAUAAUAAUAAUAAUAUUUGGGGAUCAAAUUGGAAUCAAUAUUCAUUACCGGAAAAACAAUUGGAUAAAUCAUUAUCAUCAUCGAUCAAUGAUGAUCAACAACAACAACAACAACAACUUCAACAGCUUCAAUCGAACGUAAAAGUUGAACCAAUUUAUUGGCCUUCAUUUAAAUAUCAACAAAAUAUUCCACAGGAAAAUUUUCUACAAUCACAUUCAUUAUCAUCAACAUCGAAUGAUAUUGUUGCACCAUAUUUUUUACCAAAUUCUUUAUCAUUAAUGGAUGAUAAUAGUCGUACGAAAUUAGAUUAUACACAACAAUUACAACAACCAAAAUCAUCAUCAAUUGUAUUACAACAACAACAACAACAACAACCAUUUUCACCAUAUCGAAUUGCUAAUACACAAAAACAACUUCUUCAACAACAACAACAACAUUCAUUAAGUAAUGAAUUCAAAAAUAAUUUACCAUUAUCAAUUGGAAAUAAAUCUUCACAACAACAACAACAAAAUGGACGAGAAACAAAUAGUGCUGUUAUUGCAUUAACAUUAGGUUUAUUAAUCACCUGUAUAUUAAUAGUUAUUGUUGGUUGUCGUAUGAAAACAUUUAAAAAACGUAUUGCACGUCGUGGUCGAUCAUUAGCACAUGAUUCGGAUUAUUUAAUUAAUGGAAUGUAUUUGUAA
Dermatophagoides pteronyssinus (European house dust mite) is the source of this 1779-nucleotide messenger RNA. RefSeq lists its product as uncharacterized. Gene Ontology annotation, molecular function: protein binding. The record is from RefSeq and is a predicted model, not a curated record. Lineage: Eukaryota; Metazoa; Arthropoda; Arachnida; Sarcoptiformes; Pyroglyphidae.